This is a messenger RNA of Selaginella moellendorffii, 982 nucleotides long. Its product is annotated as elongator complex protein 3-like. NCBI's taxonomy places the organism in Eukaryota, Viridiplantae, Streptophyta, Lycopodiopsida, Selaginellales, Selaginellaceae. Gene Ontology annotation, biological process: tRNA wobble base 5-methoxycarbonylmethyl-2-thiouridinylation. The record is from RefSeq and is a predicted model, not a curated record. Gene Ontology annotation, cellular component: elongator holoenzyme complex; cytoplasm; nucleus. The coding region runs from base 340 to 879 and encodes 179 amino acids. Gene Ontology annotation, molecular function: catalytic activity; iron-sulfur cluster binding. The transcript has 5 exons.
UCCGCUGCUUGCCGCCGCUACGGCCUUGCCCGAGCGCCAAAGCUCGUGGAGAUGAUCGCGGCGUUGCCAGAGAAUGAGCGCGAUCUCGUCCUGCCCAGGCUCAAGGCCAAGCCUGUGCGCACUGCCUCUGGGAUUGCCGCAUCGGUGCCCACACAUUGUCACGACUGGGAAUAUCUGUGUCUACUGCCAGGGAGGCCCAGAUUCGGACUUCGAAUAUAGCACACAGUCCUACACUGGGUAUGAACCAACGAGCAUGAGAGCAAUUCGAGCAAGGCUCGAGGUCGAGUGGAUCAACUCAGGCGUCUGGGCCAUAUCGUGGAUAAGGUUGAAUAUAUCCUUAUGGGAGGUACUUUCAUGUCUUUGCCAGCAGACUACCGCGACUAUGUUAUCCGGAAUCUCCAUGACGCUCUGUCUGGUCACACUUCUCGAGAUGUGGAGGAAGCCGUGAGAUACUCAGAGCAUGCUGCCAUCAAGUGCAUUGGACUGACCAUUGAGACGCGUCCCGACUACUGUCUGUCUCCUCACUUGCGCCAGAUGUUGUCUUAUGGCUGUGCGCGGCUUGAGAUUGGGGUGCAGAGCACGUACGAAGAUGUCGCUCGAGAUACUAACCGGGGCCAUACGGUUGCUGCUGUUGCCGACUGCUUUUGCCUUGCCAAGGACGCUGGCUUUAAGGUGGUUGCUCAUAUGAUGCCUAACCUUCCAAACGUCGAUAUGGAACGGGACAUGGAAAGCUUCCGCGAGUUUUUUGAAAAUCCUUCCUUUCGAGCGGACGGCCUCAAAAUCUAUCCAACGCUGGUUAUUCGAGGGACAGGUUUGUACGACCUAUGGAAGUCUGGAAGGUUAGUGUAUUUGCUGGUCUUUUCUCCGAGACAAAACUGAUGUGCAUCCUGAUUGCUACAGGUACAAGAACUAUCCACCUGAACAACUCGUCAAUCUGGUUGAGAAUCUCAAUCGCUUUCUUUGCAAUCGUUUUGAUUGCAAA